UCUCGCCCGACGCGUCUCCACUUCUCUUCAUUCGAUCCCCAGGAACUCUGCCAUCGGACGCGAUUGAACUCAUUCCUGGCUGUCGAACGCAAAGGGGACCACCGCCCAUCCCCUUCCCUUCCCGUUGGUCAAAUCCAACCCUCCCAAAACACGACCAAAACAUCACCACCACCAUCAACCUCCCCAAUGUCUAUGCACCGCAAAAUCGAACUCCAAUCCCCCGCGGACUUCACCUACCUCUACGCCAACACCGUCGCUCUCUCCCGACAGAAGCUUGAUCUCCAUCUCCCCCCGUCAGCCAACACAAGCGAUGGACCGGAUCCGAUGCGCGAGCGAGUCCGCGAACUGGUCGAUCAGUACAUAACCAAAACCUUCACCACCGCCUCUUCCUCCAUCAGCAUCAACGGACUGGAUUCCUCGUCCGAACAGUUCCCUUUCCCGGCGUCGUUCACGGCCCCCACGGAGACGGUCGAGUAUGAAGCCUACGACACGCAUCUCGCGGCGCGCGUGACCUCGCUCUAUGCGCAGCUGGAAUCGUUGACGACGAGUGUGGCGCAGGCGAGACGCGAUGCGCCGCGGAAGGCGGCGAAGGCGUAUGCGGAGCAGUUGCGGGCGGCGAUUGAGGAGGACGAGGGGGAGUUUAAGGAUGAUGAGGAUGAUGAGGAUGAGGGGGGCAUAGAUGGGGCUGAGACGACGAAUACGCAGACGGAGGAGGAGCAAGGGGAGAAGAAGGCAGAGGCACAGACACAGACACAGACCGAUGGCUCGACUACCGCGCGUGAGGGCGAAGGUGCAGACGUCGCGAUGCCAGAUGCGGAUCAACAGUCACAACCACAGGCUCAAGCACAAACACAAGCACAAUCCCAACCGCCAUCGAGGAAACGAAGCCACGAGGACCAGCCCGGCGACGAUGGACCUCCGCACCGGAAAUCGAAAUCCCGCAAGGCCCAGUGGGAUCUCAAAGUGCCCCUGGGAACGGACCACGAGGCUGAGCGAUGGCGCAAUGGCGAAGUGGCCGAGGUUUACGAGGAUGCGCUGCGGACGCUGCUUCGACUCCAGGGCGAAGGCGACGAAGAUGCUGCGGCAGGGGAGUCGACAUCGGACGGGAAUGCGUUGGCGUCGACGGUUGGGAAAGCCGAACGGGCGAGACAGGCCGUGGAGGUUGUGGAGAAAGUGUGAUCUUGUCUAUAUCAUGUUUAUCUGUUGUUUUUUUAAGUACUUGGCGUCAGGCAUGGAUGGAAUGAUACCAAUUUC
Messenger RNA from Aspergillus steynii IBT 23096, 1254 nucleotides. RefSeq lists its product as uncharacterized. The coding region runs from base 187 to 1179 and encodes 330 amino acids. The transcript is spliced from 2 exons. Gene Ontology annotation, biological process: mitotic sister chromatid segregation. Lineage: Eukaryota; Fungi; Ascomycota; Eurotiomycetes; Eurotiales; Aspergillaceae. The record is from RefSeq and is a predicted model, not a curated record. Gene Ontology annotation, cellular component: MIS12/MIND type complex; kinetochore.